AAAUAUAACAAGAUGGGUAAACCAAAGUGCGACCCGCCAACCCCCACGUUCCCCUACAAGAUAUCAAAACGGUUGAACCUCAUGAGCGUAUCGCGCCCGUUGUUCACUGUGUCCGACGAGGGCAUGCCCGCCUACACGCCGCGCGGCAUCAGGGCGUCGGCGCUCCGCGGCCGGGGGACAGAGAGGGUCAAUGAAGCUGCUUGGCCUUAUUUGCGCCGCUUCCUUCUCACCAAACGCAUGUACAAGCACAUGUUCUCCACCGAGCGCCUCGAACGUAUCGACCGCAUGAUCGAGAUGGCGAACAGCACCGCCUACUCCAAGCUAGCUGGCUGCGUCAUCGACCUGAAGACCAAGGAGAAGAAGGACCCGAAGAAGAAGAAGGGAUGGAGCGAGACUGAGUGGAAGAAACAUAUGGACUAUAUCUCGCAGAUCGCGAAUCCGAGGAGGGACUUUACUGUGGAGGUUACUAGGCGUGGUGAGAGACGCAAGUUGGAGCAAUUGCUGCCUCGCAUCAACAUCAUUGCUAUGUUGCCCCACUUCAAGAUAUACCGUCGGCCCUCGCAGGAGUCCAACUACAGGGAUCCUACCAAGGUACCGCCGAAGGCCCUCAAAUACGUCAUAUCAGAAAGAGUAAAGAAACUGGCCAAGCCCCGAGAAAUACCGACAGGCGAAUAAACCAUCCUGUCUGAGCAGGAUAGCAUAUACGGAAUGUCAAGAAGAGUAAAGAUGAUGGCAGUAUCCCAAGUGAU
Molecule: messenger RNA, 749 nt
Organism: Cydia strobilella
Lineage: Eukaryota; Metazoa; Arthropoda; Insecta; Lepidoptera; Tortricidae
Gene: Theg
Exons: 4
Coding region: 13-675 (220 amino acids)
Source: RefSeq, a predicted model, not a curated record